This is a messenger RNA of Solenopsis invicta (red fire ant), 1283 nucleotides long. RefSeq names its product solute carrier family 35 member E3. The coding region runs from base 185 to 1159 and encodes 324 amino acids. NCBI's taxonomy places the organism in Eukaryota, Metazoa, Arthropoda, Insecta, Hymenoptera, Formicidae. Gene Ontology annotation, cellular component: Golgi apparatus. The record is from RefSeq and is a predicted model, not a curated record. Gene Ontology annotation, molecular function: nucleotide-sugar transmembrane transporter activity; antiporter activity. The transcript has 6 exons.
UAAUCAUGAAAAAAGUCACGUGGGUUUGCAUGAUGGCGUCCUCCGUGAUUGCUCCGUGAUGUCGCGGUCGGUAAUCUGAAAUGUUGAAUGAUUGGCAAGCGGAUAAUCGAGGCAUUCGGACAUGGCACAUCAUUCGACAUAUGCGAAUUAUGUGAUUGUCGGAUGGAGCAACAAAUGAACCCAAAUGGAGCGGUCAUACUGCAACGUUAUUGGGUUUCCAAAGAUGAACAAGAAGGUGGUCACCGCGUUCUACCUGACGCUAAAUAUAGCCUUCUCGAUUAUUAUUGUGCUCCUGAACAAAUGGCUCUAUAUUCACACCCUCUUUCCGAACGUCACGCUGUCUAUGAUACAUUUCUUAAUGACGUUCGUCGGCUUGAUAAUCUGCGAGAAACUGGAUGUCUUUUGCGUCAAGGAUAUCGACAUCAAGGAAAUGGUGUUGAUUGCCAUGACGUUCUGUGGAUUCGUCGUUCUGACGAACCUGAGCUUAGCCCAUAACACGGUCGGCACUUAUCAGGUGGCGAAAAUGCUGACGACACCCUGCGUGAUAGUGAUGCAAAUAAUAUUUUAUAGGAAGCGUUUUAGCACGCUAGUUAAACUGACACUGAUACCGAUUACGUUAGGAGUCGUCAUCAAUUUUUAUUACGACAUACAAUUCAAUGUCAUUGGAACCAUUUAUGCGGCGCUAGGAGUACUCGUAACAUCUCUAUAUCAAGUUAUGAUAAACAGAAAACAGAAGGAGUUCCAGAUGGAUCCAAUGCAGUUGUUAUAUUAUCAAGCACCGUUAUCCGCUGUUAUGCUGUUGAUUGUUGUUCCAAUUUUGGAGCCAGUUGGACAGACGUUCACGCACAAUUGGUCGCUGUUGGACAUAAUUAUGGUGAUAUUGUCAGGUGUGGUUGCCUUCUUUGUGAAUUUAACUUCCUACUGGAUCAUAGGAAAGACUUCACCUUUAACAUAUAAUAUGGUUGGACAUUCCAAGUUCUGCCUUCUGCUGCUGGGAGGCUCAUUACUUUUUCAUGAAACAUUAGCAAUAAAUCAAGUCAUUGGUAUAACUCUGACAUUAGUAGGAAUUAUAUUAUACGCUCAUGUCAAAAUGAAAGAUAAUCAGACGAUAGUACCGGAAUUUGAAGACAGGGAAACAAAGCCUCUGUAUAAAGUGUGAUUCCAUUUUAAAAAACACAGAAUCAAAGGAAUUGAAAGAAAUAAAUUGCAGUACUUAAUAAUGUAUAAGUUUUGUAAGCCGCUAAUAUCUGCAUUGCAAUAAACGUUUAUUUAUUAUUUCUGAA